Messenger RNA from Entamoeba invadens IP1, 2103 nucleotides. RefSeq names its product cysteinyl-tRNA synthetase, cytoplasmic, putative. Gene Ontology annotation, cellular component: cytoplasm. Bases 1 to 2103 code for a protein of 700 amino acids. Gene Ontology annotation, molecular function: cysteine-tRNA ligase activity; ATP binding. The record is from RefSeq and is a predicted model, not a curated record. Gene Ontology annotation, biological process: cysteinyl-tRNA aminoacylation. Lineage: Eukaryota; Evosea; Mastigamoebida; Endamoebidae. The transcript has a single exon.
AUGUCGACACCUUUACUUGUUCACAACACACUCAAACGUGACGGAAAGGAUACUUUCACUUGUGAAGGUCCUAUUAGAUGGUAUUGCUGUGGCCCAACAGUUUAUGACGACAGUCACUUGGGACACGCUAGAACCUAUUUGUCCACUGACAUUUUUAGAAGAAUUUUAGAGGACUAUUUUGGGUACCCUGUCAUCCAGUGUAUGAACGUCACUGAUGUCGACGACAAAAUUAUUUUCAAAGCACGAAAGAACCUUUUGAUUGCAAAGUAUUGCAAAGAGCAUUCCAAAGUCGACACAACUGUUAUCUCCGCGAUGAAAGAGGCUUGGAACGAGCACAAAGCAUCCAUUGAAAAGACGAUGUCCGAGACAAAAGAUGCUGCUAUGCUUGCGCUCUUCAAAGCACAAUUGGAAGAGUAUACCAAAGUGUUUCCAACAUUGGACAAAUUGAUGAACAAAGAGACUACGGAAGUGUUUGCUUCAAUGACAGAUGUCAUGGGAAAGUAUUUAGAUGCGAGACUGAAAGAAACUGUUGACUCUGAUGAAAUGAAAGAAGCCGCCCGUACACACGCAAGAAAGUAUGAAGACCUCUUCUUUGCGGAUUGUGAUGCUCUUGGCAUUAGAAGACCAGACAUCAUUUCGAGAGUCACUGAAUUCAUCCCAGAAAUUAUCGCUUACAUCCAGAAAAUCAUCGACAACGGCUACGCUUAUGUCUCAAACGGAAGUGUCUAUUUCGACACCGCGGCAUUCAGAAAAGCUGGUAUGACGUAUGGAAGAUUGGAGCCAUGGAGUGUCGGAGAAAUCGACGCGCCUGCCGAUGGAGAAAAACACAACAAAAAUGACUUUGCGUUGUGGAAGAAGUCGAAAUCUGGAGAGCCAUGGUGGGCGAGUCAGUGGGGCAAUGGGAGACCGGGAUGGCACAUUGAGUGCAGUUGCAUGGCUUCCAAUGUGUUUGGCGAUACAUUAGAUAUCCACUCUGGUGGAGAAGAUUUGAGCUUCCCACAUCAUGAAAAUGAACUUGCGCAGUCUGAGGCUUAUUUCAACAAGAAGACAAGUUGGGUGAGAUACUUCUUACACACAGGGCAUUUACACAUUAAUGGGUUGAAGAUGUCAAAGUCGCUCAAGAAUUUCAUUACUAUAAAACAAGCUUUAGAGAAGUACUCUGCAACACAACUGAGACUAUUAUUCUUGUUACAAUCGUGGGACACCGUUAUUAACUUCUCUGACACCGCUUUGGAUGAGGCAGUCACUAAAGAAAAAACAAUUUCCGAAUUUUUGGCGACAAUGCACUCUGCACUCAACGGAACACUAAGAGGAUCACCUAUGAACGAGGAAGACAGAGACUUUUUAAACACUUUACAAGCUAAGCGCGCUGCUAUUCACGCUGCGUUGUGCGACAACUUCGACACUCCAACUGCCAUGAAAAACUUGUUUGAGUUGAUCAGAAAGUGCAACAAAUACUUGUCACCAACAGCAAACGUUUUGUUACUCAAAUCGGCGGUUCAUUAUGUUGAGAAGAUGUUGGACGUCUUUGGUCUUGAGAACAAGAAAGUUAGCGGAUCAAGUGAUUUGGCUCCGAUCUUAGACACGUGGUGCAGUUUCAGAACAGAAGUCCGUAAAGAAGCAAUCAAAGCAAAAGACGACAAUAUCUUAGCGUUGUGCACAAAAGUCCGUGACGACGACUUACCCAAAAUUGGAAUCAGAGUCGAAGAUGAUGGAAAGACUCAAUGGAAGUUGGGAGAUCCUAAAGAGAUCAUGGCCGCUCUUGAAGAGAAAAAACGUGUUGCCCACGAACAAGCAAAGAAAAAGAAGGAAAACAAAAAGGCGGAUUUGCUGAAGAAAAUCACUAACUUCAAGGCGUGGAGUGUAAACCCCGAUGACAUGUUCAAGGAGUAUCCUAAGCCCGAAAAUGGUGUCAUUCCAACCGUUGGACUCGAUGGACAACCACUUGGGAAGAAAGCGUCCCAAAAACUCGAGAAACAGUACAAAACAGCACAGAAGAAUUACAACAGCUACAAGACGGAAUUUGACAAAGACAACCAAUUUGUAGAAAAAAUGGAACAACAAGUGCAGACUAUUGAAAAAGAACUCGCUAAUAUGAAAUGA